This is a messenger RNA of Zerene cesonia (dogface butterfly), 423 nucleotides long. RefSeq names its product balbiani ring protein 6-like. Bases 1 to 423 code for a protein of 140 amino acids. The transcript has 2 exons. The record is from RefSeq and is a predicted model, not a curated record. Lineage: Eukaryota; Metazoa; Arthropoda; Insecta; Lepidoptera; Pieridae.
AUGACACGCUACCUCAUUCGCGAACUUGCUAUCAAUAGUCAAGCGGGGCGUACGGCCAGCCUGAACCGGUUCGACCCGAAGUACGCGUCGUUCGGGCCGCGCGCGGCGCGCCCCCGCCCGCCCGCGCCGCCGCCCGCGCUCGCCACGUUCUCGCCGCCGCGCGACAAGUACGCCACCGUGCGCCCGCCGCGCCGCGCCGACCCGCAGCCGCUCUCCGCCGCCGCGCUCGACUACCGCAGCCUGCAGCGCCCGCGCCGCGACCGCGACCGCCCCGACCGCCCCGACCGCUCCGACCGCCCCGACCGCCCCGACCGCCCGGACCGCUCCGAGCGCCCCGACCGCCCCGAGCGGCAGGGGAACGCGCGCCGCCCGCGCCCUGAGCGGCACGACGCGAGGGAUCUGUACGCGGUGACGGAGUUGUAG